Hermetia illucens (black soldier fly) is the source of this 1653-nucleotide messenger RNA. Its product is annotated as extensin-3-like. The coding region runs from base 358 to 1230 and encodes 290 amino acids. Lineage: Eukaryota; Metazoa; Arthropoda; Insecta; Diptera; Stratiomyidae. The record is from RefSeq and is a predicted model, not a curated record. The transcript has 2 exons.
AACCCACUCGAGAGAUUCAUUUCACUUUGAACAAGCGUAGUGCAAAGAUCAUCACUUUCUUCCUUCCUCACGAAAGAAAAAUUCAACCAAAGUAGUCACGAUCACGACCGGCACGCUGUUGCUAAAUGUAACGUGUGCUACUCCUAGUUAGAACAGAUUUUUCUUAAGGAGAGGAAGUGACACCACCAAGUGAAGGAGGAGCCUAAAAUAAGUGGAAAAUUAAUGUUUAAUUUCGAAAUCAGAAAAAAUUCGGUGUGAAAGUGAACAAGUGCUAACUUUUCAAAUUUUUGCAAAUUACAAUAAUCAGGAGCGAGUGGUUUGAACCAAACUUGUGCAAUAAUACAACAAAGAUAAAUUAUGGCAUUAUUAAGGACACUAUCGCUAUACCUGCUUCUCGUAUCGGCAUCAUUUUCACUAGCAGUUCCAGCCGCUACCCCAAAGUACGCUAACAACAACCAUGCGCAAUUUGUUCACGAGAAAGAAGAACCAAAACCAGAUUCAAGUCCAAAUGACGACAACGAUGACUUUCAUCUUACCAACGAUUACAAACCAGAUCCGCCACCGUUUGCAUCAUGGAACCCUUACUCAAUGAAUGAAAAUAAUCCAGCAGCUGCUGCUGCACGUUACAUGGGAUUCUACGGGUAUCCAAACCCAAUAAUCAUUCCAUAUCCUGUCUUUGUAUCACAAGAUCCAUACUAUCCAUAUCAAGAUUUCGAUGAUUAUGAGGAUAUGAUGUCUAGAGCCAGUACAAGGCGCGGUUCCAACUACAGGAACUCUCCUAUUUAUUAUCUACGUCUCCCACCAACUCCUUACAUGUUUAUUCCUGGUCUCGGCUACCACUCACAGCCACCAACCUUCACUCCAAGCUUUUCACCCCUAUUGCCUUAUAAUCCUAUCCAAGCUCUUCCUGUGCCGCCGGCAAUCAACCCCUUCAUAAAUCUACCAGUACCUUUCAUUUCCAACGGUAAACCUACAGGCAUUUAUCAAUUGGAUUCCAAUCCUCAACCUCAACAAUAUCAACCAUUUGCUCCACCCCCACCACCAAUCCCGUCGAGACCAUAUCGACCACCAACCUUUACUCCACCCCCUCCACAAAGCUAUGUUCCCUUCGACUCCAAGAUUUCUCAGUUGAAACGCCCUUACUUGUUUAACGGUCGCCCGGAACAAAUCUAUUUACUGCAGAGUGGCUUCAAUCCUAUGUACCAAAGCCCUAUUCCGGGAUAUUAUUAAUUAUAACUGUAACGCAGCCGUGAACCACCAACUGGUUUCUUGUAGACUUUAAAGUUCAUCUUGACGUUUAAUUACUUUCGCUGUCCCUAUUUCGUUUGCAAUGAUGCAACUGCACUUCAUGCAAAAGAACUGGGAGAGUUUUACUGUAAUUAGGGGAUGAACGUGCAAGGAAACUCUGCAAGAAACCAGCAUUUAAUUUAAUUUACAUAUAUAAGUAGCAAGAAUAAGAAAAUAAUUACACUUUCUUUGGAUUCCCUUCAUACUUUCAAAAAUUGGUGUUGGCACUAUAAGUGAGAUUUGCUGAGUUGUUCAGCGAUAAAAAUUGCAAUCUGUGAUUGACUUUUAUAAUUUUUAGGGCCGCCAAAAACUGAAAAAAUUACUUUAAAUUAAAACUAAGAAUAAAGAAUAAUAAUACUUUCGUAA